CCAUGUUUCUCCCCAAUCCAACCAUUUAUUCAAGCACGCGAAACGACAAGAUGUCUAGCCGAAUAUCCAUGAUAAGGGAUGUUAUUGUCCUUCAAGAAAGGUAUGCUCUUCUCGACCGUAAAUGCUUCUCGACUGUAAGUUUCUGACAAACAGAAGUCCCAUUAUGGAUUUCUCGCCAUUAGCUGCCAUAACAUCGCCUGGUGUCGCCUUCCUAUACACCGGCAUUUUCGUCUACGCCUGUAUCUGCAUAGCUAUAGGGUUCAAGAUAGCCCACUCGAGGUGCAGAGACAAGAACGUCAUGGGCAUGCCGCCGCCGGUCACCUUUACCCUCGCCGGCCUCUGCUUCACGCUCUUCUUCGUCGUAUUCCUCAUACCCUUCUUCAUCCUGUGUCUCAUCUACACAGCAGCCAGCGAGCACGCGUUCAAAAGCCGCCGCCCGCGCAGAGAAGAAGAGAUAAUAGCCUCGCCUUCGCCUCCGCGUCCUAGCCCAUUAAGGUUUCUCAAUCUUUGGGAUCUUAGCUCCAACCUGAGCUCUAGUGACGUCUCCAGCGACAGUGGCAGCGAAGCCACGACGAUUUCUUCUCAUGGAACGCCCCCGCCACAAUAUAGCCAACACCACAGAGAUACUAGGAUCGAUCUCUUGACGGACGGUGCCCAGCCCGAAACACCCCCGCCGGCGUAUUUCCCCCCAGAUCGUAUUUCGGGGGAGACGCUUACGGACGGAUCCAAUCAGGGGUCGAGAACGUGAGUAACAAUUUCCGUCUGAUCGAGGACCACUUCACCAACUAGGUAGAUAAUGAUUUACCUACGGGUAGUCGUGGCAUAUACAGCGACGGGAUUUAGGAUUUGGAUUAUAAUAAAAGUUGGUUAAGC
Messenger RNA from Daldinia loculata, 873 nucleotides. RefSeq lists its product as uncharacterized. Lineage: Eukaryota; Fungi; Ascomycota; Sordariomycetes; Xylariales; Hypoxylaceae. The record is from RefSeq and is a predicted model, not a curated record. The coding region runs from base 122 to 748 and encodes 208 amino acids. The transcript has 2 exons.